AGUAGGCGUCGCACGCCCAACAGUCGCUGGUCGUCGAUCGGACGUUGUACGUCGUAUAGUUGUUAGCAAAAGCUCCAUUACUUGCUUUCGCCAACUAUCGAUCGCCCCGUGGCUAUUCCUAGCUCCGUUUUCUAAGAAGACAACAACGAACAACCUAUAAUACAAAAUGCGUGAGUGCAUCUCAAUCCACGUUGGACAAGCCGGAGUGCAGAUCGGUAAUGCCUGCUGGGAAUUGUAUUGCCUGGAACAUGGCAUCCAGCCGGACGGUCAAAUGCCGUCUGACAAGACUAUUGGAGGUGGAGAUGACAGCUUCAACACCUUCUUCAGCGAAACUGGUGCUGGCAAACAUGUACCCAGGGCUGUCUUUAUCGAUUUGGAACCUACUGUAGUUGAUGAGGUUCGCACUGGAACUUAUCGCCAGCUCUUCCACCCGGAACAAUUGAUCACUGGCAAGGAGGAUGCUGCAAACAACUAUGCUCGUGGUCAUUACACGAUUGGCAAGGAGAUUGUUGAUCUUGUGCUGGACCGCAUUCGCAAGCUUGCAGAUCAAUGUACUGGCCUGCAAGGUUUUCUCAUCUUUCAUUCGUUCGGCGGUGGCACUGGCUCUGGUUUCACAUCUCUGUUGAUGGAACGUUUAUCCGUUGACUAUGGCAAGAAAUCGAAACUCGAGUUUGCCAUUUAUCCCGCACCACAAGUCUCUACUGCCGUGGUUGAGCCGUACAACUCCAUUCUGACGACACACACCACUCUUGAACAUUCCGACUGUGCAUUUAUGGUUGACAAUGAGGCGAUCUACGACAUUUGCCGUCGUAAUUUGGACAUCGAGAGGCCGACCUAUACCAACUUGAAUCGCCUGAUAGGUCAGAUCGUAUCGUCUAUCACAGCCUCUCUGCGGUUCGAUGGUGCCCUGAACGUCGAUCUGACUGAGUUCCAGACCAACUUGGUACCCUACCCAAGAAUCCACUUCCCCCUGGUGACGUAUGCGCCCGUUAUCUCAGCCGAGAAGGCUUACCAUGAGCAGCUCUCCGUCUCGGAGAUUACAAACGCCUGUUUCGAACCGGCUAAUCAGAUGGUCAAAUGUGACCCGCGCCAUGGCAAGUACAUGGCCUGUUGUAUGCUGUAUCGUGGCGACGUCGUACCCAAGGAUGUCAACGCGGCAAUCGCUACCAUCAAGACGAAGCGUACCAUUCAGUUCGUCGAUUGGUGUCCCACUGGUUUCAAGGUCGGCAUCAACUAUCAACCGCCGACCGUCGUACCCGGCGGUGAUCUUGCCAAGGUCCAGCGCGCCGUCUGCAUGUUGUCGAACACCACUGCCAUCGCAGAGGCCUGGGCCCGUUUGGAUCACAAGUUCGAUCUUAUGUAUGCUAAGCGCGCAUUCGUUCACUGGUAUGUCGGUGAGGGUAUGGAGGAAGGAGAGUUCUCCGAGGCGCGUGAAGAUCUUGCUGCGCUCGAGAAAGAUUAUGAAGAAGUCGGAAUGGAUUCCGCCGAAGGCGAGGGCGAAGAGGGCGCCGAAGAAUAUUAAAAUGCCGACCCCCCCCCCCCCUAUCUCAUGGCUUUGAAAAUAUCUCCAUGUGUUUUGAAAUAAAGUAACUGAAUGCAUUUGCAACGCAA
Messenger RNA from Pogonomyrmex barbatus (red harvester ant), 1611 nucleotides. RefSeq names its product tubulin alpha-1 chain. Lineage: Eukaryota; Metazoa; Arthropoda; Insecta; Hymenoptera; Formicidae. Gene Ontology annotation, molecular function: structural constituent of cytoskeleton; GTP binding. Gene Ontology annotation, cellular component: microtubule. Gene Ontology annotation, biological process: microtubule-based process. The record is from RefSeq and is a predicted model, not a curated record.